Molecule: messenger RNA, 4031 nt
Organism: Zophobas morio
Lineage: Eukaryota; Metazoa; Arthropoda; Insecta; Coleoptera; Tenebrionidae
Product: BOS complex subunit NOMO1
Exons: 13
Coding region: 474-3974 (1166 amino acids)
Cellular component (GO): endoplasmic reticulum membrane
Molecular function (GO): carbohydrate binding
Source: RefSeq, a predicted model, not a curated record
GCCUAUUGCUAGGUGAUCUCAAAUAUGCACUUAACUUUGUUAAGGUCAUGACUUUCGGCGACACUUACCCAAAUCUGAAGACUAACUUCGUGUUGAUAUCUUUGACAUUAAGAACGUAUUGAGUAACAGGUUUAAAUUUAUUUCUUAUCACAAACGAGUUCACCCAUGACCUGAAACUCCAUGCACCUAACUGCCUAGUUUCACAUGGACGUGUGACUAAUCAGCUGAAACAAUAAACAAUUAGUUAACAAAUAUUAACUACAACUAAUCCGUAUCAAAUGACUUGCUAAUGACGUCUUUGUUCGAAAACUUUACGACUUUGGAGGUUCGACACCUUUGAAAUUUAUACGCGAACCGCCAACCAGCGCGCCAACUAUAAAACGAAAUACACUAAAUUUAGUUACAAUUCUCGAAAAGGCUACGUCUUGUCAAAGUGGUGAAUGCAUACUUUAAAUUAAACAGAAUCGUCAAAAAUGAAUGAAAUAUAUGUAAUUUUGUUUAUUUUAAUUAAUAUUGUAACAAAGGUAACGUCGGAGAAUAUUUUGGGGUGCGGAGGUUUCGUCAAAAGUCACGUUCCCAUCGAUUUUUCUAAAGUAGAAGUAAAACUAUUAACAAAACAAGGAAUUCUGAAAGAUAAAAUUAACUGUGCUCCUAAUAAUGGCUAUUACUUCGUCCCGUUGUACGAUAAAGGAGAAUACAUUUUGGAGUUGGAGCCGCCACCCGGCUGGAGUUUUACCCCUACAAGAGUGGAUUUAGUAGUUGAUGGUGUGUCCGACUUAUGCAGUCAAGGAAAAGAUAUAGAUUUCAAUUUUAAAGGUUUUGGAAUAACCGGCCAGGUUGAAAGUUUAGGCACUAACGUCGGCCCUGACGGUAUUGAAGUCGAACUAAAAUCAGGCGCAGAAGUUAGAAAAACCAUUACCAGUAUAGGUGGAAGCUUCUUUUUCACACCAGUGUAUCCUGGCAAUUAUGUCGUUCGAAUAUCUAAUUCCAAGUGGAAAGUAUGGAAAGAUAGUGUUAAUGUAGUUGUAGCAGAGGGGAAUACCGAGUUACCCGCCAAAAGUCUGAUAAUUCAAGGUUAUGAUGUUACUGGUGUUGUUAAAGAUGAAGGGGAACCUAUUAAAGAUGCCACUAUUGUUCUAUUUGCGGAGAAGCCUAAUAAUGAUAUUCGUGUUUAUGGGUGUGAUACCACUCCUUUGUCUGGUUUGAAAACCAACAACAAGCCUAUAUGUCAUGUUAAAACAAACGACCAAGGAGUUUUUACUUUCGGGGCCGUACCAUUUGGAAAAUAUUUUAUUGCGCCAUAUUACAACGAACAAAACAUUUAUUACCAACCGAAUUCGCUACCGUUCACUGUUGAACACAACAGUGUCAAAUUGAAAGAGAGUUUUGAGAUCAUUGGUUUUAAUAUAAAUGGGCGUGUCUUAAAAUCCCUAAAUGGAAAGCCACUAGCUCAUGCCAAAAUCUACCUAAAUGGUAAACAUAUAACGCAAACUAACAACGAUGGUGGUUACAAACUUGAAAAACUUAAGGCGGGUACUUACACUCUACAAGCAGCUGCAGAGGGCUUUCUCUUCAAAGAAGUCGCAGUGAAGAUGAAUCCAAAUAGCAAAAUCCCGGACUUGAUGCCAAUGGCUUACCAAAUUUGCGGUUCCGUAGUUAGCGAUAAAUCACAAACUAUUACUUUUUCGCAAAUAGGGAGCACGAAAGUAGUUACAACGUUGUCAGACAUGAAUUCGGGUCAGUUUUGCGAAUAUUUAACUCCUGGAAAAUACCACGUGCAGGUUGUGGUUGACAGUGCUGAUUCACAAAAAGGAAUGCAAUUCUUCCCCAAAGUUCAGAGUAUCGAAGUGGACUCGGAACAAACCGGCACUAUAAUUUUUUCACAAUUAAAAGCCACAGUCUCUGGGAAAAUCAAAUGUAUCCAUAAAAACGACUGCAUCGGUUUGAAGGUUAUUUUAAAACCGACUAGCGAAUCAUCGGAAAGGAAUGAAGUGAUUAUAAACAUUUUAGAUGAUUCUUACAAAAUUUCGGACAUCUAUCCCGGAAUUUACGAAAUAACAUUAAGCGAUAACAAGCUUUGUUGGAAAACUAAUAAACAAGUGGUGAAUAUCAACAACAUUAAUGUUGAAGUACCGACUUUUGUACAGUCGGGUUAUUCGGUCGUUUUUGUGUCGUCGCAUAACACACAGGUGUCGUAUAAAAACGCAGUCGACCAAAAAGAAAACACAAUAAAAAUAAAUAAAGGAAAACUGCCAUAUUGUUUAGGUAAAUCUGGCAGUUAUACUUUCCAAAUUAGUAGUUGCCACAGCUACGAAUCGAAUGUUAUAACUUACAGUACGGAUGCUCCAGUCAACGAGAUAUUUCUAAAUGCUCAGAAACAUACAGUCACUCUUACUAUUGAAACGGACAAAAAACAUGGUGAUGUGACUGCAACUAUUAAUAUAGAUGGUGUUAAAAAUCCAACACCACCACUACCUUUUGUUAAUAAUGGUUAUGAAAUUCAGUUGUUACUCAGUCCCAGUGAAACCGCGGUCAUUGUCCCACAGUCCGAUAUCCUAUAUUUUACCCCUCCAAUUUUAUCAAUCAAUGGAAACACUGACUGUGAUAACUUGGGUUCGAAAUUUAAAGCAGUCUUAGGAGUUGUCUUCCAAGGUAAAAUUAUUCCACCUCUUCCCGGCGUCUUAGUAACCGUAGAGACCGAAAACUCUGACACUUUAAUGGCGGAAACAGACGAAAAUGGCGUUUACAAAUUUCCACCUUUAGAUAAAAGCAAAGCUUACAAAAUUGCGGCCAAAAAAGAUUCAUAUGUUCUUGUAGGACCCAACAAUGAUGGAGAUUUUCUCGCACAAAAGUUAGCAGAGAUUGUUAUAGAAGUUGUAGAUAAAAAUGACAAGGCGCCAUUACAGGGCGCCCUUUUGUCAUUAUCGGGUGGCGAUAGCUAUAGAAGCAAUCUACAAACAAACGAAAAUGGAAAAAUUACUUUCCACUCCUUGAGUCCGGGAGAAUAUUUUCUACGACCGAUGAUGAAGGAAUACAGUUUUGAACCAACGUCAAAAAUAAUUACAGUUAAUGAAGGCCAAACUGUCAACGUUCAGUUGACCGGUAAAAGAGUGGCCUAUAGUGCUUACGGUCAAGUAACCUCGCUUAACGGCGAACCCGAAGAAAAUAUAGUUGUUGUUGCCCAAGGUAUAAGUAACUGUAGCCACUUCUCCGAAGAAUCGACUUCCGAAAUUUAUGGACAAUUUCGAAUCCGGGGUCUGCAGCCCUACUGUUCUUACGAUGUCACAGUUAGAAACACUAUUGCCGGAAAAUACGCUAUUGAAAGAAGUGUUCCUAAAGUAAUCCACUUGGAAAAAGUAAACCAAGACGUCAACGGUUUACAACUCGUGAUAUUCCGGCCUGUGUCUCACAUGGAUUUGCUAGUGAAAGUCUAUGCAAAGAACCCUGAACAUUAUAAAAGUUUGCGGCUCAAGGUUAUAUGUGAGUCGUCUUCGUCUGGUAUAGUUUAUACAGGAAGGGUGGAUACGUCAUCAGUCGCUAUUACACCCGACUACAAUCAAGGGGUGUUAAUCCACAUUCCACCGCUACCACUAGAUGGGAGAACAUACUCUGUUCACUUAGAGUCAAACUUAAACAAUAAACUUGAACCCGAGCCGCAGAUAUUUGUGGCCAACUCCUCAUUUAAGUAUGUAGAACUGGACUUCAUUGUAAAAAGUAGCAUGGUUGAACAGGAUAUCAAACGAACGUCAGUUUGGACUCUUGUUCUGAUCUUUGCUAUUAUGUUUGCAGUGUAUAAUAUAGAUAAAGUUAGCUACUUCCUCAAGGAAAUGUUGGGAGGUUAUGUUACCGAUUUUCUAAGUUCAGCGACUAAGAAGUCUCCCACGAGUGACUACCCUGGGGACAACGAUGAUAUAGAUCAGAUUGUACAAAGCAUUAAUGCCGUGAAAAGAAAACCAAAACCGAAGAAAUUGUAAAGUUGUCCAUUUUGUUGAUUGUAAAUGUGAAAUUAUUUAAUAAAUGUUUGUUAUAUA